Engraulis encrasicolus (European anchovy) is the source of this 5902-nucleotide messenger RNA. RefSeq names its product lin-54 DREAM MuvB core complex component (gene lin54). Bases 321 to 2795 code for a protein of 824 amino acids. Gene Ontology annotation, biological process: regulation of DNA-templated transcription. Gene Ontology annotation, cellular component: nucleus. The transcript has 14 exons. The record is from RefSeq and is a predicted model, not a curated record. Lineage: Eukaryota; Metazoa; Chordata; Actinopteri; Clupeiformes; Engraulidae.
UAUAGGAGGAUUCCUGAUUUGGAUACUUGACCGAGUACAGGAACACCACCACAAUUGACAACCUAUACAGGCUGUCACGGUGAACUAUCUGGCAAGAGAUGUUAAGCUACAAAAUACGGUGCCUGUAAUAUCAGUAUGAGUGACUGCGUUCAGAAACUAGCCCGUGUUUUGCUAUGCUUGACUGACUGGUAUUUUUCGUAUCCCAUGUUAUCGCUUCUCUCAAGAUGAACUGAUGACGAGUUGAAAAUGGCGGAUCUUUCGAAAUCCAACCCCGGCCUGAAAUAGAAACGCAUGACGACAGUACCGCGGUGGGUUUCAUCAUGGACGUGGUGCCUCCGGAGCUGAACAGUCUGCUGCCCGACGAGAUCAUGGACACCGAGGCCAUCGUGACCGACGACGACCUCCCCGCCGCACACAGCGGUGACCCCCUGGACAACCCCGUUCCCAUGGAGACGGAAGUGUCCGAGAUAGUGACUCUGUGCACCACCACCACGUCAUCGGCAGCGGUGACGUCAUUGUCUUCCUCAUCGUCGUCGUCGUUGUCGUCACUGACACCCUCCGUCCCCGUGCAGAGAACUCAGGCCUUGACCACCCUCACCACCACAGACUCCACCCCCUCCACGGGUAGCGGUGGCUCGGGCUCGGGCUCGAGCGCGGGCACCCAGCUCAUUCUCACCCCCUCCACCGCCGCCCUCACCCUGCAGCCCACCACCCUCCCCGUCCUCUCCAAAGCCUCCAUCGUAGGCAGCAGCAGCCCCCAGCUCACCACCACCACACAGAAGCUCAUGGCGCCCCUCACCCUCUCCGCCAACCACCAGCUCAUUUUGAACAAGGUGGCGUCGUCGCCAGGCUCCGAGGCCAAGACGGCCACCCUGCUGAAGCAGGACGGCACGGGCCAGAAGCUGCUGGUCAUGGGCAAGGCGGGCCAGCCCAUCGUGCUGGCGCUGCCCCCCUCGGCCGCCAAGGCGGGGACGGUGCUGAGCGCCGGGGACGGCAAGGGGGGCGUGGCGCAGCAGUUCAAGGUGGUGAACAUCGGGGGGCGCCACGAGCUGAGGCCGAUGACAAGCAUGCAGGCGGUGGUGAGCAGCGCCAGCCAGCUGGUGGGCACUUCGCAGGCCGGCCAGCAGCUCAAAACUGUGCAGAUUACCAAGAAGGCCCCAGUCUCUACUGCUGCUCCGAUGAUCACCAAGUUCAUCAUCACGAAGGCGCUUAACAACAAAGGCUUGACCAGCCAAACGUCUGUGUCCCCUGUUCUGACAGGCCGGGUUCUGACCCAGACCACACCGGACACCCCUCCCCGGACCAUCACUUUGUCAGCCGAUGCCCUGUGCAGCACGCCACAGAGUGGAGCCAGCAAGGUGGCCAUCUCCCCUCUCAAGUCCCCCAGCAAGCUGACGGUGGUGUCAGUCGCGUCCCCGUCCCCCGCGUCCCCCCAGAAGUCGGUGGCCGUCCCCCUCAGCGUGCUGGGCCAACAGAUCCUCACCCUGCAGCAGCCCGGCUCCCCCGCCAAGCCUGGGGCCUCCAUCACACAGGCCGGUAAGGCGGUGCAGUUGGUGGGUGGCGUCGGGGGGCCUCAAUUCAAGACUAUCGUGCCGCUGUCCACGCCGCCCAAUGUGCAGCAGAUCCAGGUGCCGGGCAGCCGCUUCCACUACGUGCGGCUGGUCACCGCCUCCAGCGGGAGCCCCUCCUCCGCCACCGGCAGCAGCCCCAGCAGCGUCACCGCCACCAUACAGCCAGCCAAGCCCAUGGUAGUGAACUCGGGAGCGGUCAGGAUGUCUGUUCCCAUCGUUUCUGCGCAGACUGUUAAGCAGGUGGUUCCCAAGCCCCUAACGUCGGUCGCCUCUCAGGUGGUGACCAAUCAGCAGCAGCGGCUCAUCAUGCCAGCCACGCCCCUCCAGCAGAUCCAGCCGCUGCCCGCCGGGACCCUCCUCGCCCCCGCGCCCGGCACGGGCAACAUGGGAUACGCCGUGCUCUCCGCACCGGGAUACGUCACACAGCUCCAGCAACCAACAAUAGUGACGCUGGCCAGUGGAUCGGGAUUUUCCACGCCAUCUACCAUACAGACACAAGCCAGACUGCCGCUUAAUGGCCUGUCAGCAUCUGAUUCAACGUCAAGGCCAAGGAAACCAUGCAAUUGCACAAAAUCACAAUGUCUGAAACUUUACUGUGACUGUUUUGCCAACGGCGAGUUUUGCAGCAACUGCAACUGCACCAACUGUUUCAAUAACCUGGAGCACGAGUCGGAGAGAUUAAAAGCUAUCAAGUCAUGUUUGGACCGGAACCCAGAGGCUUUUAAGCCAAAAAUCGGCAAAGGCAAGCAGGGCGAGUCAGACCGUCGGCACAGCAAGGGCUGCAACUGCAAACGCUCGGGCUGCCUGAAAAACUACUGCGAGUGUUACGAGGCCAAGAUCAUGUGCUCGUCCAUCUGCAAGUGCGUGGGCUGCAAGAACUUUGAGGAGAGUCCGGAGCGGAAGACCCUGAUGCACCUGGCGGACGCGGCAGAGGUCAGAGUUCAGCAGCAGACGGCGGCCAAGACCAAGCUCUCCUCACAGAUCUCAGACCUGCUGACGCGCACCGCGCCCACCAUCAACAGCGGCGGAGGGAAGUUGCCCUACACAUUCGUCACCAAGGAGGUCGCCGAGGCGACGUGCGACUGCCUGAUGGAGCAGGCGGAGCAAGCGGAAAUGUCCAGUCAGAGCCAGGCGAUGGCCGAGCGUCUCAUCCUGGAGGAGUUCGGCCGCUGCCUGAAGAGAAUCAUCAACUACGCCGGCAAGGCCAAGACGGACUGCUGCUAGGAAGCCUCCCACACACACGCACACACGGGCAGAGACAGGCAAACAGGACAGAUGGAAAGACGGACAGACAGCCAACGCAGUCAGUGAGAAUCACCCCUACCAACCAACCAACUCACCACCACCAGCAGCAACAGCGGAAACCCCAGUGGCAGCUCACGGCUAGCCCCAACUGGUUGCUGGCACGGCCAAUCCGGAUUGCUGCUAAGCAGCCGUACACACACACACACACACACACACACACACACACACACACACACACACACACACACACACACACACACACACACACACACACACACACACACACACACACACACAGGCAAACGGAGAGACGGCCAACAGUCAGUGAGAAUCGCCACCACUAACCCACCAGCAGCGGACGCCCCAGUGGCGGCUCACGUGCAGCCCAACUGGUAACGGUCUAUGGUCAAGGCCCAGGUGACAGGUCACACCUUUGCAAAACCCCACCAACCACACUUAUGUCUGUCAAAAAGCUAGGCUGGAUGGACCUCAAAACAAACGAAACAGCCACGCCAUGCGCCCCUCCCUGCUCUACCUGGACCCGUGCAAUUCUCCAGGGUGCUCCACCAAUCAGGUGGAACGGAACAGAAUGGACACGACACGGGCAUGGUUGUCCCUAGCCAAUCAGCCGGGAAUGGACAUCAAGGCAGAGAUUUUCCUAGCCAAUCAAGUGGCUGGAAAGGGAACUCCAGGAAAAGGAAAAGGGUGUAGAAGCUUUGGUGACUAGGACAAGAGACGCCAGUCUUCUCAAAUCCCUGGCUGAGGUCAGCUGGAAAGGAGGGGAUACGAGACUAGAGACUCGACGUUCCCCUUCCCAGCACCCCCACCUCUGCGACCAGGUCGUGACUGAGUGGGGUGUUGUAGAAUGAGAGACUGGAACAGACUUCUAAGCAAGAACUCUGGGAUGUUUGGUGGGCUCCCUCAGAGUAUAGAGUAUUGCACAGUAUGCUGUUUUUUUUGGGACGUGUUUAGAGAGUGUUUAUAUUUACUUUUGAAGUAGGAUUUUAUUUCUUUAUUUGAACGUUUUAUUUUUUUCGUGUCAUGACAUUUAAUUUUUAUCCAUCAUGGAAUUUGCUGAUCAUCAUUAGGUCGCCGUUUUCAGAUCUCUGGAACUAUUUCUCCUUUUUCAACUAACUGCUUCACCUCAAAAAGGCUUUAGCUGACGCCUUCAUAUUAUUCCGCGUUUCUCAAAUCAUGACUUAACGUGCAGCAUGUAGCCUCUACUGUAGCCUAUGAUUUAAAGACGUGCUUCAUUUUGUUUGUAUUUAUUUUUGAUGAUCCAGGGAGUUGAUCGUUGACCCCCCCCCCCCCAGCAAGAAUGGAAGGCGUCAGAGAGUAGGACACAUUGAGAGCAGUUACAUGCGCGAAGUAUUCAGGUUUCAAUUGGAAUAUUGUCAAUAUUCGGGUAGAAACGGGUUCCAGAAUAUUCCGUUUACAGGACUGGAGCACCACUCUGCAACCGGAGUACUCCUGGAACACUGUAACAUUCUGAAUCAAUGAAUAAAGAGUUUACGUAACUCUUGCGUAAAGAGAAUACGGCAACCUGCUUCUGUUUUUAAAAUUGGAAAUUUCCUCGCUUGUAACUGCUUUCACAGUUUUUGCAUUAACUAUCUAGCCUGGUUUUACCAUCCCCUCAUAUUAAUAUCAUUCGUCCUGAGUGUCUGGAAUGGGAGAUCUGGGAGGAGUUUGGUCUUGUUGCCAAAGAAGCGGUGAAGCAGCCAAAGGGGAUGGAUGGAUGGAUGAGGGAGUGGGCGGUGCACAUUUCGAACAUCAACAGACUUCAUGACCAGUAAUCUUUUUUCACUGUCAUGAACAUAUGUUAGUGAUUGGAUGAAAUGGGACGCGUGUUUAACAACAGAGUUCAACCCUCCCUCCGCUAAACAUUUUUUCAGUGUGGCUGUUCCAGACCUUCUGUACAGAUGAAAUUGGUAUGGAGGGAUGGAAAAGCCAGGCUAGCAUUAGCAGGCUUUUGGGCUAUAACUAUUACAGGACGUCAUCAGUUAAAUUCUACUUGGCUAGUGAGAUGGUUGACUAGCUUGGCAUUGACGUAAAAUGUUGCAGGACGAGAUUUGUCAGUGAACAGCCAUUUAAAGAUGUUCCUCCCUUAAAGUUUUAGUAUCGUCACUGUUAAGACAAGAUUUAAAUCAACUUUUGCUCCCAGUUCACAACUGUCUGCUUGUGAAUGCCGAUCAAUCUCAUCUAACAUAAUGUUAAGGGAACCAACUAGGCAGCCAUCUAGCCACCCGAGUUGAAUGUGGCCAUAGAUUUGGGAAAUGGGUGUUGGGCCAGCUACAAAUUGCUAUUUGGAGUGUUUCAGAAUUCUAAGAAAUCAUCUGAAGGUUCCAUUAAUGCCUAGUGGACAGUUUUUGUUUGCUAUUAAAUCUGGUGUAAAUUAAAUGUUUUUCAUUAACUCUAAAAAGUAUGGAUAAGUGAAUUGAUACUUACUAAGAAAUGCCAAGGGAAAAGUUUUUUAUGCGUAAGAUUUGAAAUCAACUGGGCUGCAGGAACCACAUAAUCUGAAAGUAUUACUAAUCUCUUUUAAACUAUAUAUGAAACGUUAUAGUCCACAUUUUCCCCCACGCAACUCUUGAGAUCUUAAUGAUGUCUGUCUUGAUGCAUGUUGGAAUACCAUGUUAUCCAACUGCCUUCUUACCCCUGGAUGUGAUCUGUUUGGUCCCCCCGCCAAUUUAUUCCUUCCCCGUAGGCCUACCACAUUAAAGUGUUCUCGUUGUUUAUUUAAUGUACUUGUUAGGUGGACAAUGAAGGGAAUACCUGCUGGACACUCAAGUGAUGCAUCAAGUCAGUUGAUUCAUGUUUUUAUUUACCGGUAGUCGUGGUUGCAGUGCCUUUCUCUGUCCAUAAGGAAAUUAAUGGUUGUGGUGCAAAAUUAAAAGCUACGGAUUAAGCCUGGAGAUUUUUUAGAAGUGCAUUUCAGGGUCUUUGCCAGUUGUAAACGUUUGGGAUCAUUUUUUUUUUUUAAAUUAAAUGGCAUGCGUCUUUGAAUAUGUUAUAAACAUCAUUGAAUGAUUUAUUUUUCUUCUUCAAAUGUCCGUGACCCUUUGUGUUGACUGAUUCCCUGUAUUCUU